AUGAGUGCAGCAGGAGGGACUUGGAUUGUGGCAGCUAGUAUUGGAGCAGUCGAAACAUUUAAAGACCAAUUAGGAAUUUGCAGAUGGAACUACAGUAUAAGGUCUCUGGAAGCACAAGCCAAGAAAAGUUUAGGAUCACUUGCUAAGGCCAAGUUCCUCUCUUCUUCUAAUUCUUCAGUCACGUCAACGAUGGUACUUGAUAAGGUUGGAAAUGUUGAGAUGAAGGAAUCGGAGCAAUAUGCAGAGAAAAUUAUGCAUUUGAGCUGUUGGGGUCCCAAUACAAUAAGGUUUUAA
Molecule: messenger RNA, 294 nt
Organism: Dovyalis caffra
Lineage: Eukaryota; Viridiplantae; Streptophyta; Magnoliopsida; Malpighiales; Salicaceae
Source: the annotation of a GenBank genome assembly